AUGCUGCCCAGCAAGCCGAUGCCUUACUGCCUUCUGCCAAUGCUAGCCAGCUGUCCUCUGGCGCCUAGCUCCCCCAUGGCGUCGCCCAACUCCAAUGCCCAACUCCUCCAUGGCAUCGCCUUCUCCACUGGCCAUAGCGCCACCCAUGGCUUUGCCGUGGCAUCGUCUGUGGCCUUGCCCACGGCUUCGCCCAUGGUACCCCUUUGUGUCAUUUUCCCUCUGGGAUCUAUGUUUUUUCUCUUUGUCAACCUCUCCCUAUUGCUUGAGGAACAAAAGGAAGACACCCCCAAGCUCAAAUAUGGGUUUUGA
This is a messenger RNA of Ilex paraguariensis (yerba mate), 309 nucleotides long. NCBI's taxonomy places the organism in Eukaryota, Viridiplantae, Streptophyta, Magnoliopsida, Aquifoliales, Aquifoliaceae. The record is from the annotation of a GenBank genome assembly.